This is a messenger RNA of [Torrubiella] hemipterigena, 1100 nucleotides long. Lineage: Eukaryota; Fungi; Ascomycota; Sordariomycetes; Hypocreales; Clavicipitaceae. The record is from the annotation of a GenBank genome assembly.
CUCAAACUGCAAGUAUUCACCCAUCUCACCAAUAUCGAAUCAGGCCAAUAUUGUUUGAAUUAUUAUCACUCUCAAUUCAUUUACUUAUAAGUACAUCAAUAAGCCAAGUGUUCUUUGUUUAUCGCGGACCACAACAGUUCUGGCAUGAACAAGGCGACUCAGGCUACUUGCAUUCACACUGUUAUCAGCUGUGUAGCUUCAUCUUUACCAUCGACUCGACAUUGAGCCCUACUUUCAAUACUGGUAGGAUUUAUUUGAAUCAUACAGUGGGAUCGACAACCCAAAAUGGCUGGAAAGGGUGUCGUACUGCGUUUCGACCCAGCGGAACAUAGCGCAGCGAUACCGUAUUUGGCGGCGAUUCAUGCCUCGUGCAUCACACAAGAUAGGACGAUUGCGACUUUUUUGCCACCACUGUCACACGAUAAGCUUCUUACAUGGUGGAAACAACGUAUCGCAGAGAUCAACGAUGGAACUAGAGUGAUGUAUCUACUACUCGAUGCCGACACCACGGGCAAGCUUAAGGGCCCCGAAAUUAUGGGCGUUGUGAUGCUCUAUAUGCCGCCAUCAGAAACUGGGCCGUUCCGUGGUAUAGUUGAGAAGCUUCUGGUCCACAAAAGCUUUCGUGGGAGAGGUGGUGCCAGGGCACUCAUGGACGCAUUGGAAGCUGAUGCAUUGGAACGCGGACGAGGACUUUUGCUUCUUGACACCGAGACUGACAGCCCAGCAGAAGCUGUUUAUACAAAGCUUGGGUGGACGGAAUUGGGCAAGGUGCCCAAGUAUGGAAUCAGUCCCACGGGCGAGCUCAAGGACGGAACGUUUUUUUACAAGCAAUUAUGAUGAACGAAAUAUUCACUGCUAUGAUUUUACUGACUCGGGUCCAGUACGGCUGGGUAGACGACUUGUAACGGGGUUCACUAGACCAACACGCUUUCUAAUAGAUUUCAUAUGCGAGGACCUCAACUACAACUGCUUUUGACUUUAUUGACCCAUAAAUAAAAGCCAAUUCCAGCUGAGAGCGCCUAGAACAAUGAGCUUUGCUCUACAGGUUCUAGCUCCAGCGGAAGGCCGUUACCUGUUGCAACGCUUAACGUAUUGCUGGC